Molecule: messenger RNA, 4993 nt
Organism: Rhinichthys klamathensis goyatoka
Lineage: Eukaryota; Metazoa; Chordata; Actinopteri; Cypriniformes; Leuciscidae
Gene: rab3gap2
Product: RAB3 GTPase activating protein subunit 2 (non-catalytic)
Exons: 35
Coding region: 214-4266 (1350 amino acids)
Biological process (GO): regulation of GTPase activity
Source: RefSeq, a predicted model, not a curated record
AUGUGGAUGUGUCAUGAUCCCAAACUCACAUCACAACAACACACUGACACCUCAGCUGGAUUUUCUGACCCGCUCUGGUCCAAAAAACAGUCAACACCCUCACAAACCUCACUGACAGGCUCAUAAACACACUAAGAGGUGGUACGUGAAUCGGACGGUGGGUUUAUGUCGUAGAAUCCGCAGGUUUUGGGUCCGGUUCGUUCCGCCCGAAUCAUGUCCUGCUGCCUGCUGGAGUUCGGCCGGGUCCAGGAGCUCAGACAGGUGCGAGAGUUUCUGUUCCCCAAGCACAAGAAAGCCGGUCCGGAGGAAGAGAAAACACAAGCAGAGCAUGAGUUAACGUGGGAUGACUCGGACUGGGGCUCCUGGGAGAAUCCUGACGGUAAAGAGGAUGGAGCUCAGGUUUGUAUUAAGGCUGAGGAGGAGGAGCAGCAGCAGCAAAGCGCCCCCUGGCUGCAGGACUGUGUUCUGUCUCUCUCGCCCUGCUCAGAUCUACUGGUCAUUGCUCGAGAGCAUAAAGCCACAUUUCUCUCUGCAAAGUGGCGGACAGCUGAAAGUGGGCAGGAGGAAAUGGCCCUAACUGUGACCUGGAGCGGAACGCUGAGAGUUGAAGAGGGAGAGUGUAUCAGUAGUGUUAUCUGUAUUCCGUUGGCCAGUCAAAAGAGAAGUUCUACCGGUCGCCCCGACUGGACCUGUAUUGUGGUUGGAUUCAGCUCAGGUUAUGUCCGUUUCUACACAGAGAGUGGUGUUCUUCUGUUGGCCCAAUUGUUGCAUGAAGAUCCUGUGCAGCGACUGAAAUGUCGCACCUAUGAGAUUCCACGUCACCCUGGAGUAACGGAACAGCAUGAGGAGCUCAGUAUUUUGUACCCAGCAGCCCUGGUCACCAUCGAUGGCUUUAGUCUCUUCCAGUCUCUACGUGCCUGUCGAAACCAGGUUGCCAGAGCGGCAGCAGCAGGAAGUGAUGUCAUCCAGCCUCCACCACUGGCCUAUAAGAAGUGGGGCCUACAAGAUAUGGACACAAUUACAGACCAUUCCAGCAUCGGUAUUACUACUCUGAGUGUGUUCGAUCAGAUGAAAAAUGCCUCCAUUCUGGGAGGAUAUCAUGCUUCGGUUAAAGGAAGCCCUCCUGCUAUGAGUCAGUAUAUCACAGUGGGAGGAGGACCCUACACUGGGUUUUACUACGCUAUAGAGGGAAGUUCUCAGCCUCUUCUCUCCCAUGUGGCUCUGGCUGUGGCCAGCAAACUCACAUCAGCUCUGUUCAAUGCUGCCAGUGGUUGGUUGGGAUGGAAGAGUAAAAAUGAAGAGGAGUCAGUGCAGAAACAGAAGCCAAAGGUGGAGCCGGCCACAGCCCUUCCUGUUAGGUUUGGUCUUCCAGAUUCUCGUCGACAUGGCGAGUCUAUCUGUCUCUCUCCAUGUAACACUAUGGCUGGAGUCACAGAUGACUUUGGAAGAGUCACGCUGCUGGAUGUGGCACGAGGCAUCGCUAUCAGGAUGUGGAAGGGCUAUCGUGAUGCUCAGCUCGGGUGGGUGCAGGUGUCAGAGGCUCCUGGGGAGAGAGAAAUAGCCACAUCUCCCUCUAUGCCCCGCCGGCACGCCCAGUUUCUGGUGAUUUAUGCCCCACGUAGGGGCAUUUUAGAGGUGUGGGGAACUCAGCAUGGACCUCGAGUAGGGGCUUUUACUGUAGGCAAACACUGCAGGCUGUUGUAUGCAGGUCACAGGUUAAUGGGUGUGAAUAGUGUAACCAGUCAGGGUUGGCAGAUACACACACAGCAGGUGUGUCUUUUUGAUCCGGUUAAUGGAGCCCUGAGAGCCAUCACCAUACCAUUCCACCUGGCACUCAGUGAUAAGAAGAGUGAGCGUGCUAAAGACAUGCACCUGCUAAGGAGACUCACCACUCUACUGAGGACCAGGGAGGUGGAACCAGCUCUGCUUGAGAGUGAAGCACAAAGUGUGUUAUUGGACAUUAAACAUCCAGCUAUUAAGAAACAGGCCCUGGAGUCACUGCUGUCCAAUAAGAAUGCUCCAGUGUCCUGUUUGACCCAUGUUACUCGUGCAUUAUUGGCUAGCCUGAAAGAACAAGAUCCGGAAGCAGUGGAUGAGUCGUUGCUGCAGUUUUGUUCAUCCCAGCUCAAACUUCUUCAGCUCUAUACAGAUGUUCAGUUACUGCACACACCAGAUACAUCACCCACUGAGCCAGAACAUCCGUCUUUUUCUGGCAUUGAGGAGGAUCUUGCUCGUGUUGGCCCAAUCCUGCAACGAUACACAGAGAUGAACUCUCGGCCCUCUGUCUCAUUUGCUCAAGACUCUAGUGGGCCGCUGCCAGUCCGAACAUUUCUGUCUCAGUUGGAAUGGGUGAACGGAGAGCUCAGAGUGAUUAAACAACCUGAUACCGACUGGACCCAACUAGGUAGUUUCCUGUUCUGGGGUUGUCUGUCUGGACAGAGUCCUUUACAGAGAGUGUGUGAGACUCUGCAGGAAAGUGGCAUCAGCCCUCAGCAGCUAUUGUCUUUGCUCUUAUCAGUUUGGCUGAACAAAGAAAAAGAAGUACUGAAGUUCCCAGAUGCCGUCUCACACCUGCACACGUUGCUGUCUACCCUCAGCUCAAUGAAAGGAGCAGUAAAUGAGUCAUGGGACGGCCAGUGUGUCUCACCCUGGUGGCAGCAGGUCCGCACAGCAUGUGUUCAGUCUGAAAGCGCGGCCUCCGCACUACUGGCUGCUCUAGUCGCUCAUCGUGUAGCCAAGAAUGCCAUCACCAGGCUGGCAGAAAGCAAGUUUCAGGAGGAGUGGGUGUGUGUUUCUCUGGAGUUGGAGCAGUGGGUUGUGUGUAUAAAGCAGUUGGAGGAUGUUCUUGCUCUGCAGACGCUGCUCUGCCUGCCGUCUCUUCAGGGCUCUACAGGGGGCACUGUUACACGCUGCUCAGUCAAAACACUAUUAGAGAGUGGCAGAGGUGGUGUAGCAGACUGCGUUUCAAAAUUGAUCUUCAGACAGGGUGUGUCUCCAGAUCUCUUGAGUAAGAUCUUUCAACAGAGGGGAGAGAAUGAGCCCACGGAACAGCCCUUUCAGCAAGGCAGGGAGGAGAAACUGGAGGAGCUGCUGGAGUGUGUGUGUCAGCGGUUCCCAAGCUCUCUGUCUCCUGAUGUGCUGUUUGCUCACUGUAGCUGGGAAAAUGUGGUCCAGUGGAACAAAGACCCAGAGGUGGGGCAGUACUUAGAGUGGUCAGUGGAGUUUUUGAAGAUGAUCUCCAGUCCUUACAUUCAGUUGGGUGUCUCUGCAAUGAUGUGGCAGACCUUCAUAGUCAAGCGGUUUUCAGCUGCUGCCUUCCUAAUGGAAAAGGUGGGAAAGGCACCUAAAGACCGGCUGUGCAGACGGGAUGUCGGAAUGGGAGACGCAGCCGUGAAGAGUUUCCUGGGCUCCUGCGUGCAGUUACUGCAGGCUCUGAUGGAGGCGGAUUCAGGGGUGGAGGAAGUGUCUGUUCCAGAUGUGAGCGUGGAGGAAGUGUGGGGCGGUGCUGAGGGUCCAGUGUCUAUUGUGGAGUUAGCUUUAGAUCACAGAUCCAUACACUAUCCCCUCGUUCAGCAUCACUGUGUAUUAGCUUCACUGCUGCAUGCCGCCAUGACCUUCUCCCUGCGCCUGAAACCGCUCAGUCUGUUCGACAGCAAGGGCAAGAAUGCGUUUUUUAGAGAUUUGGCGUCCAUUCAGUUGCUGCCCAGUGGAGAUAUGGACCCCAACCUGGUGGCUGUGAGACAAGAAUUUCUGAUGAACGUGUUAACAGGCUGGGUGAAGGUUCUAGCUGAAGCUGAGGAGAACGGUGUAAAACACAGUGGUUCUGAAGACAUGUGGCCGUCUGUGUGUAUGGAGCUCUCGUCUCUACUGCAAGUCAAUACUGACAUACUACGCAGACACCUUGUUUGUGAGCUCUAUAACCAGGGCCUGGACCUGCGGGCAGAGGAGGUGAUGAUGGAGGUGCAGGACAAGGAUGUUUUGGGUUCUCAGCUGCUGGUGUUGACUGGUCAGAGACUCUCUUUCUCCCUACUCCACUCCCAGUCACAGACCAAACCCAACAUGGAGCUGCUGGCCCGUCUGCCGCCGACCCUCUGCACCUGGCUGAAGGCUAUGGACCCCAGUGAGCUGCGCUGUCCUUCAGUACCUCUGUCUCAGAGCAGUCAACUGAUCAACAAAGUCAUCGAGAUGCUCCCCGAAAACCACGCCCAGUAUAACCUUGCCCUCCACCUGCUGGAUGCUGUGGACUCUUUACACGAAGAGCCCUGAUAUAGAGAAAUGCAUUGGAGGAGAAAUAAUGAGAAUCAUGUUUUUUUUUUUAAAUAUUCCAGACUCAAAAACCUUCCCAGGAGCCCAAAGACCUGGAAAACCAUCCAGUCAGCAGCCUAAAUAAAUGCAUCAUCAUCAUUAUCAUCAGUAAUCUGCUUAAUUUAGCAGGCUUUAAUCUCUUUUCCCAACUGUCACUAAAAUAACAUAUCAAGAACACUCGCACUUCUAGAGGAUCUGCUACCCCACAAUGCCUGUGCACAUUGAACGUGUCACGAACAAAGGGCCUGGAGUCUCUAGUGUCUAGAGUGUUAUUAGGAUAAAAACUAUGUUAUUCAUGUACAGUAGUCCUGUAAUUAAAGAAGGGCAUUCUUUACAAGGAAGCCUUAAAAUAAUAUUGUGCUUUAAUCAGUAUAAUCAAAACAUUACAGUAUAUUAACACCAUGAGGGGUAUAUUUUCUAUUUCAAAUUCUAGAUGUUCUCGUUCAUUUAUUCUGCCAAAUAAAUGUGUCUGUAAUGUCUAAUUGAUGCUGUUUAUUAGUCAACAAGCACUAAAAUGUCAUCUGUUAAUGUAUGUGUUUAUUUUAAAUGUUCAACUUUAGGUGUGGUUGCAAGGUGAGAGAAAAGAAAGACCUCUUCUGUAGUGCUGACCUUUUAUGCAGUCCUGUACCAGCUGUGCCUGGCUACUCAUAUAAUACGUGAUACCAAAAUUAAAGACGAUUUCCGAGAA